Hipposideros armiger (great roundleaf bat) is the source of this 2105-nucleotide messenger RNA. RefSeq names its product regulator of G protein signaling 18 (gene RGS18). The transcript is spliced from 5 exons. The record is from RefSeq and is a predicted model, not a curated record. The coding region runs from base 231 to 938 and encodes 235 amino acids. NCBI's taxonomy places the organism in Eukaryota, Metazoa, Chordata, Mammalia, Chiroptera, Hipposideridae.
CCUAAACAGCUCAGCACAGAGUUGUACUUCAGUUCCUCAGUUCUACAUUUUUCUGUCUCUACAGAGACAGAACCACAGCUCUUGGAACUUUUAUCUUUUCUGUUUUUCGAAUGUUAAGCAUUGCUGGUAGAGUUGAGGCAACUUUUUUUCUGACCAUGUGUAUCUCUUGGAUAGCAUUAACAAGUGAAGGAUGUCAUAAAUUAGAUAUCUCUUCAUCGUAGAGGGAGAAGAUGGAAACAUCCUUGAUAUUCUUUUCUCACUUAAAUAUGUGCGAAUCAAAAGAAAAAACUUUUUUUAAGUUAAUACACGGUGCAGCAAAAGAAGAAACAAGCAAAGAAGCCAAAAUCAGAGCUAAGGAAAAAAGAAACCGGCUAAGUCUCCUUUUGCAGAAACCUGAGUUUCAUGAAGAGACCCAUUCCAGUAGAUCUGGGCACUUCACCAAAGAAACAAGAGUCUCCCCUGAAGAAGCAGUAAUAUGGGCUGAAUCAUUUGACAAACUGCUCUCCCAUAAAGAUGGACUGGAGACUUUUACCAGAUUUCUUAAAACUGAAUUCAGUGAGGAAAACAUUGAAUUUUGGAAAGCCUGCGAAGACUUCAAGAAAAGCAGAGACCCUCAGCAAAUUAUCCUUAAAGCAAAAGCAAUAUAUGAAAAAUUUAUCCAGAGUGACGCUCCACAAGAGGUAAACCUUGAUUUCCACACCAAAGAACUUAUUACUAAGAGCAUCACCCAACCCACCCUCCACAGUUUCGAUGCUGCACAAAGCCGAGUGUAUCAGCUGAUGGAACAAGACAGUUACACACGUUUCCUGAAAUCUGACAUCUACUUAAACUUGAUAGAAGGAAGACCUCAGAAGCCAACCAAUCUUAGAAGACGGUCCCGCUCGUUUACCUACAACGAAUUCCAGGAUGUGACGUCAGAUGUCUCCAUCUGGUUAUAAAGACAACUAAGUUGCUCGUUUUGGUGGCAAGCUUGUACAUCUGCUUCUUAGACAUAGCACGUGUCUGUUAACAAAUGGGCUCAUCUUUUAAAAUGAAAUGCAUCAUGGGAAAGGACUUGAAGAAGGCAAAUCAAAAUGUUUAUUCUAACAAUACUGUGUCUGUCAACAUGUUCUGUUAAAACUUUCCAUUUGACUUCAUUCCAUUCAGGAUGAGAAAAAUGUAUUGCUUAAUUAAAUGGCAGUAGAGAAGCAAUAACAACGCUUUCUAAGAUUGUCAAGUUAAGGUUAAGCUUUUUCAACAGUGGUGACAGUUUAACCAAAUAUCUAGUUUGGAUUCUUUUUUUCUAGACGCAAACACUGUAAGGCUCAGACAGAAAUUCAACGACAUUUUCCGUAAUGAUGAAGAUUCCAUCCCUGUACAGAAUAUGUGGAAGUGAUCCGGCUCUUACGGUGGGAGAGGACUGUCAUUUGUUCUUGGGCCACUAACCCUAGCUCAAGGAGAGCAGUAUGUCUUCUAGUGAUAAGCCAGCAUCGGGAACUUUAGGGAGAACACGUCCAUCUCUACAGAAAGUCCAGGUGAAACACAACCAGCCUAGCUUGAUAACCGAGAAGGAUGCACAUUUCUGUUCACUCCUGAGUGAGCGUGGACUGACCCAGGUGUAUGGAGCACGCGUCCACUGGUCCCAGAAGCAUGACCAGAUGACGCAUAGCUCCAGGGCCAGACUGAGUGGACCGUUUUCUCACCUGUGAAGAGAGCCUGCUCCUAAAAUGGCGGGCAGUCAGUCACUGGAAUGAUGACCAGAGGAGGUUUAGUCCAAGAGUACACAUUUUUCAUUUUGGGGUCUUUAAGAAUUGGGGUAGAAAUUAGAAAUGAGUGAAUGUUUUUUUGGUAUUUGCUACAUUCAGAAAGUGUUCCCCCAUCAAUCAUGUGCUUAUCCCAAAUCUCACUGAACCGUUUAAUACAUAUUAUUCAAAUAAGAUUAUGCUAAUAAGUAUAUGUGUCUCUACUUUACAGAAAUAUUUAACUUUAGAUGUGUAUUGCCUGGUCUAUAAAUGUCUAUAUUUAAAGGUGCCAUACAUUUGGCUUUGGGAAAUUAUAUUUUAAUUGAAAUGUAAACUAUGAAAACUAUAGCUCACCUAUACUAAUAAAUAUUUUAAUUUUCUUCA